Messenger RNA from Adineta steineri, 312 nucleotides. The record is from the annotation of a GenBank genome assembly. NCBI's taxonomy places the organism in Eukaryota, Metazoa, Rotifera, Eurotatoria, Adinetida, Adinetidae.
AUGCCACAAUGGGGAGGUGGUGGUGAAGUAUGCCCACGUUGUCAAAAAACGGUUUAUCCAGCAGAAAAACUUCUUGCAUGUAGUGCUUCAUGGCAUAAAGGUUGCUUUAAAUGCAAAACAUGCAAUGGCAUUUUGACAUUAUCUAAUUACAAGGAUUUUUCUCAAGAUGUUUAUUGCAGAAGUUGUUAUCAGGACAAACUUCAUCCUCAUGAACGAAAUCGUAAACAAUUAGAAACAAAAUUUAGUAGACAACCUGGUGGUGGUGCUAGUUCAACACCAGCAGCAGCACCUGCUGGUGAAGAAGAAGAAUAA